AGACCACCCUUCUUCUUACAGCAGAACAAGGUCCCUCUACGCCGCUGGAUCGUCAAUAUUGUCCUGUUCUUCAGCAUCAAUGUGUUGAACAACCAUGCGUUCAGCUACGAUAUCUCCGUCCCUGUGCACAUCAUUCUUCGGUCCGGUGGAAGCAUUACAACCAUGGUUGCCGGGUCUCUUUAUGGGAAAAAGUACUCGCGCAUACAGAUCGUGGCCGUCAUUCUCCUGACAUUCGGUGUCAUCACCGCAGCUUGGUCGGAUUCGCAGUCCAAGUCCGCUUCAAAAGCGACCGAGGGGAGUGGCAAGCCCGCUUUUGGGACCGGCCUCGUUGUGCUGUUCGUGGCGCAGGUCCUCUCCGCCAUCAUGGGUCUCUACACUGAAGAGACGUACAAACAAUACGGCCCUCAUUGGCGAGAGAAUCUCUUCUAUUCACACCUUCUGUCACUGCCACUCUUCUUACCAUUUGCGCCAUCAUUGAUCCGCCAAUUUCGAAAACUAGCAAACAGUCCGCCUCUGUCGCUGCCGAUGGCGCAACUUCCCGGCUUUGGCCUCAGUGGGGAUGUUGGAGAUGGGCUCUUCCAACUCCAAAUUCCGAGCCAACUUGCUUAUCUUGUGACAAACGUCGUUACCCAGUACGCUUGUAUCCGGGGUGUAAACUUGCUCGCUGCCGUGUCCUCGGCAUUAACAGUCACCAUUGUUCUGAACAUUCGCAAGCUAGUCAGUCUGCUAUUGAGCAUAUGGCUUUUCGGGAAUCGCUUAGCCGCGGGGACCCUGAUCGGGGCAAUCAUUGUAUUUGGAGCUGGAGGGCUAUACUCGUUGGAUUCUAGAGCCAAGACUUCAAGGGCGCAGAAGAAUGUGGGUGCGAAAUAGAGCCAGGAAUCUUAGACAGACUGGACGAACUCACGUAUCUGAUCCAGCGGCAGGAAACCCUUCUUAGAAACUUUCAGACACAUUUCCAAUUGAGAACUUGAGUUACACAAAUGGUGUCGGUUUGGCGAUCCAUCAUGGAUAAUGCUUGAGCCUCUCGAUAGGACCUACGUUGUGACUGUAAUCAUUGACUCAUCCGGCGACCUUCUUGAAUUGCCUAUGCACUAUUGAAUGGUAUUAAUCUAUCGAACAGUCAGAGAGCAGUCAAAAACCAGUUCCAUAACGAUACCCAGGGGACCCAAGACAUAGUCACACAGGCAGUGUGAUAGGCUAUCAUUGUAGUCGCGGUGGCAGUGGCAGCUUAGGACCCCGCCGUGGUCGCGGGUCGGAGGUCGGAGCCAACCGCUACCCCUCCACCCCCCCUCGUCUUCUCAGCGUAUCCAUUGUCCUCUGGUCCUUAUCCCACAUGGAGUGCUAGUGCAUGCGAUUACCCGAUACUGCG
This is a messenger RNA of Colletotrichum godetiae, 1369 nucleotides long. Its product is annotated as UAA transporter. Gene Ontology annotation, biological process: transmembrane transport. Gene Ontology annotation, cellular component: endoplasmic reticulum membrane; Golgi membrane. Gene Ontology annotation, molecular function: UDP-N-acetylglucosamine transmembrane transporter activity. The coding region runs from base 163 to 870 and encodes 235 amino acids. The record is from RefSeq and is a predicted model, not a curated record. The transcript is spliced from 2 exons. NCBI's taxonomy places the organism in Eukaryota, Fungi, Ascomycota, Sordariomycetes, Glomerellales, Glomerellaceae.